Messenger RNA from Cokeromyces recurvatus, 730 nucleotides. RefSeq names its product shikimate kinase. Gene Ontology annotation, cellular component: cytoplasm. Gene Ontology annotation, molecular function: gluconokinase activity. The coding region runs from base 104 to 694 and encodes 196 amino acids. The transcript has 2 exons. NCBI's taxonomy places the organism in Eukaryota, Fungi, Mucoromycota, Mucoromycetes, Mucorales, Mucoraceae. The record is from RefSeq and is a predicted model, not a curated record.
AAAAAAAAAGAAAAAGAAAAACAAAAUAGAGGAGGAUCUCAAAUUUGCAAUACAUAUAUCUAUUAACCUAUUUUUUUUUAAAAAAUAGAAAUAUAGAAAAAAAAUGACUACGACUUCCCCUGUUCCUAUUUUUAUAUUAAUGGGUACCGCUGGAUGCGGUAAAACAAGUGUUGCUUGUGAAAUGCAAAAAAUUUUAAACUGUCAAUAUCUUGAAGGUGACUCCUUUCAUCCUCAAAGUAACGUAGAUAAAAUGGCAGCAGGACAUCCUUUAAAUGAUGAUGACCGUUGGCCCUGGUUACGUUCUAUUCGUGACCAUCUUAUCGUGAAAGCUAAAGAAGUCUAUGAUAGUGACAUAAAUUUACCUAGUCGUGUGGUAAUCGUCACCUGCUCUUCUCUCAAAAAAGUGUAUCGAGAUAUCCUUCGUGAGGUUCCCUCAGAAUUGGGCACUGUUAUUUUUGUCUAUCUUAAGGGCUCACCAGAGUUGUUAUUACAACGUAUUCAAGCUCGUACAGGUCACUUCAUGCCUGCUUCUAUGCUUAAAUCACAGUUGGAUACCUUAGAGGAACCUGAUGAAAAGACUGAGAAUGUGAUUGUUGCUAGUAUUGUUCCUUUGCCCCAUGAGGAGGCUAAGAAUAUUAUUGCCGUUGCUGUCGAAAGAGGUGCUUUACCUGUUUCAGUUCUUGUUGGACAGUAGAUAAUCUCAUUUAUAUUGUCUGUGUGUAUUCUGGUU